Molecule: messenger RNA, 2050 nt
Organism: Mugil cephalus (flathead mullet)
Lineage: Eukaryota; Metazoa; Chordata; Actinopteri; Mugiliformes; Mugilidae
Gene: slc15a5
Product: solute carrier family 15 member 5
Exons: 9
Coding region: 142-1854 (570 amino acids)
Biological process (GO): transmembrane transport
Cellular component (GO): membrane
Molecular function (GO): transmembrane transporter activity
Source: RefSeq, a predicted model, not a curated record
CUACGUGUCUGUAGUCCAGCUCCGCAGUAGCACCAGGUUGUGGGAUUCCAGCUCUGGCCUCUGAUACAGAAGAGCAGGAGCCCUCUUUCAGGGCUGAGCGUGGUUCAUUGCUAGCAGCAUUCAGCUCACUGGCGACGCAGUAUGCUAUCAGGAGACAUUCAGACCCUUCCAGAGGGCAGAAGAGAACUGCGACGGGUCUCCCACACCCCUCGUCGAGACCAGGAACCCCAAAGGAAGUCUCGCAAGAAGCUCCAAGUCAUCAUCUGUGUCCUGCUGGUGGAGCUUUGCGAGAGAUUCACUUUCUUUGGGAUUGUAUGCAACAUGAUUCUCUUCUGCACCGUGAAGCUGGGCUACGACAACUACCUGGCAGCGACGGUCAACCUGUGCUUUGUAGGAGCCAGCACCUUGACCCCCGUCUUGGUCGGGUGGUUCGCAGAGACCUGUUUAGGAAGGAGUAAGGUGCUCUAUUUGUGUGCUUUUCUUCAUUUCUUUGGCACGGCCAUGCUGCCCGUGGUGGCUUUCCCCUUUGAAGAUUUCUACAUCGACACUCAUCACAUGACCCACCAGCUGGAACCUCGGGAGCAGCAGAUCUUGUUCUACACCGGCCUCCUGGCCGCUGCGCUCGGCAUCGGGGGCAUCCGGGCCAUUCUCUGUCCCAUGGGGGCCUACAGCCUGCAGGGCUACAACCAGCAUCAGCUCCUGUCCUUCUUCAACUGGUUCUACUGGUUGGUGAACCUGAAUUCUACCGUUGUGUUUCUGGGCAUUGCUUACAUCCAGCAGUCUGUGGGCCAAAAUCUGGGCUUCCUCAUCCCCUUCACUUCGGUGCUGCUGGCUCUCAUCGCCAUCCACAUGAUGCGCAACAAACUCACCUACAAACCCAAGAAAGGCGGUUCGCUGCUCACCACGCUGGGAGUGUUCUUGAACUCUCUGAAGAUGUGCUGCCUCCGCUACCGCCACCUGAGCGGCGACGUGGCGAGCUGGCUGGACCGUGCGAAGGAAAACAACGGCGGGCGAUACAGCGAGACGCACGUGGAGAACGUCAAAGUCCUGGCCAAGCUCUUCCCUCUUUACGGGCUUCAGCUGCUCUACAGAGCUUGCAUCACACAGAUUCCCUCGGGCUACUACAUACAGACGAUGAACUCCAACCUGCACCUGAACAACCUCCUGUUACCCAUCGGUGCCAUGAACAUAAUCAGCAUCCUGCCUCUCCUGCUGCUGGCCCCUCUCAUCGAGUGUGUGACGACCUGCUACCUCUCCAUGGAAAAGACUCCACUUGCACCUGCAAAACUCAUAACUCUGGGCCAUACAUGCGCCACCCUGUCGGUCCUGGUGGCAGGUUUGUCUGAGCUGCAGAGGAAGUCCUACCCCCUGGUGGAGCAGACUCUGUCUGGGAAGGUUCUGCGGGUGUCGUCCAUGCCGUGUUUCCAGCUGGCUCCUCAGUACGUCCUCCUCGGCCUGGCGGAGGCUCUCGUCACACCUGCAUGUUCUCUUAUUUCUUUCCAGCUGAUCCCAAACCACAUCAGAGGGAUCUCCCUGCAUUUCCUCACUCUGUCCUAUGGAGGUGGCUGCUUUCUGGGAGCUUUCAUCAUCCAGCUGCUGCACUUUACCUCUGGAGGUAACUUUUACCCAAACACACUGCACGAUGGGAAUCUGGAGAGGUUCUUCUUCCUUCUGGCCGUGCUCAUGGCCAUAAACACCAUGGUGUUUUGGAGCGUAUCGUACAGGUAUAUAGACCUGAGUGUGCAGGGUAAAGCACUGACCACCAGCCCUCUGACAGAGAAGCUGCUGCAUUACAAGGCCACUCUUCGCUUCUACGACACCAUGCAUCAAGCCUCCAUUGACUCUAUUUUAUGACUCCCUUCACUGAGCUUCAGCCUCCUGUUAACGGCGCUGGCGCUGCAUAUGACUGUGGACUGAACUGUAUGAACGAAAUGCAUAAAAUGUGCAUGUUUUUGUGGCUUUUACGAUCAUAAUGUAAUAACUAAUGUCAUUCAGAAUGUCCCGUAUUGUGUGUAAUCUGUAUUAUUGUGCAUAUGCAUGCAUAAAAAAA